GCAGAUGGUCUCACUGCUUUUCAACCACUUUAACGAAAAAGUAGGCGUCGGUCAGUUCAAUCUUGGAGCGUCUGUCAUUGUGCUUGGAGUGCGCAGCGGAUAACUAAAACCUAUCUUUACAUAUUUCCAUAAAAGAUAUCAAUCUAUCUGCAGCAAAAUGUGUGACGAAGAGGUUGCAGCUUUGGUGGUCGACAACGGAUCUGGAAUGUGCAAAGCCGGCUUUGCCGGUGAUGACGCACCGCGUGCUGUCUUCCCCUCGAUUGUGGGCCGUCCACGUCACCAAGGCGUGAUGGUUGGAAUGGGUCAGAAGGACUCGUAUGUGGGCGAUGAGGCGCAGAGCAAGCGUGGUAUCCUCACUCUGAAGUACCCAAUCGAGCACGGCAUCGUGACCAACUGGGACGACAUGGAGAAGAUCUGGCAUCACACUUUCUACAACGAGUUGCGCGUCGCUCCGGAGGAGCACCCAGUCCUGCUGACAGAGGCUCCCUUGAACCCUAAGGCCAACCGUGAGAAGAUGACCCAGAUCAUGUUCGAGACCUUCAACACCCCGGCAAUGUAUGUGGCCAUCCAGGCGGUGCUGUCUCUGUACGCCUCCGGACGUACUACCGGCAUUGUGCUAGACUCUGGUGACGGUGUCUCCCACACUGUGCCCAUCUAUGAGGGUUAUGCCCUGCCCCACGCCAUUCUGCGUCUGGAUCUGGCCGGCCGCGAUCUGACCGACUACCUGAUGAAGAUCCUUACCGAGCGCGGUUACAGCUUCACCACCACCGCCGAGCGCGAAAUCGUUCGCGACAUUAAGGAAAAGCUCUGCUACGUGGCCCUGGAUUUCGAGCAGGAGAUGGCCACGGCUGCAUCCAGUUCUUCCCUGGAGAAAUCGUACGAGCUGCCUGACGGGCAGGUCAUCACCAUUGGAAACGAGCGCUUCCGCUGCCCUGAGUCGCUCUUUCAGCCCUCUUUCCUGGGCAUGGAGGCCUGUGGCAUCCACGAGACCACCUACAACUCGAUCAUGAAGUGCGAUGUAGACAUUCGCAAGGAUCUUUACGCCAACACCGUUCUGUCCGGCGGUACUACCAUGUACCCGGGUAUCGCUGACCGAAUGCAGAAGGAAAUCACUGCGCUGGCUCCAUCGACCAUGAAGAUAAAGAUUGUUGCCCCGCCGGAACGCAAGUACUCCGUCUGGAUAGGCGGCUCCAUUCUAGCCUCGCUGUCCACUUUCCAGCAGAUGUGGAUCUCGAAGCAGGAAUACGACGAGUCCGGCCCCUCCAUCGUCCAUCGCAAGUGCUUCUAAGCAAAGAUGGGCGUGGUCAUGCCAAACCGAACACACCCACUACAGACAAAGGGCGGGAGUCGGAUGUAUAAGGCAUGAGUACAUUAAUACCGGGAGCAAGCGCACAACUCUCCUGCUCCUUCCAAAAGAAUGCAUUCCAUCAACUUUUAUGCACAAUUAUACACGUACGCAUCAGCUUUACAUACUGUUUUAUUCGAAAUUCAAGUUCAUAUGCCAAUUGGCGUUUAUAAAAUCAAUUCAUAUGUAAUUUUCUUUACUUCAUGCAUUCCUACAUAUGUAUUAAAAUAAAACAUACCAUACCACUAAAAUACUUGUAACAGCUUUUAAGUAAUAAAGCGACGAAAA
This is a messenger RNA of Drosophila suzukii, 1633 nucleotides long. RefSeq names its product Actin 42A (gene Act42A). NCBI's taxonomy places the organism in Eukaryota, Metazoa, Arthropoda, Insecta, Diptera, Drosophilidae. The record is from RefSeq and is a predicted model, not a curated record.